AUUUUUAUGAAUUAGAAACAAACAUUAGGUAGCAAAAUCGCAUCAACUACGCGCAGAAAAAUAUUUGUUUCGUCGUUCGCUGCUUCAAAAUGAAUUCGAAAACCAGUGACCAAAUCAUACAGCUCGAAGCCCAGCAGGAAAAAUUACUAAACACAGUAACAUCCCAGUCAUCGCCAUUAUGGUGCUCGAAAAGAUUUUUAGUCGCUUUGUUCAUGGCGAUGUGCCAUUUGAAUUCAGCCUUCAGCCGGAACAACAUCAGUAUCGCUCUGGUUGAGAUGACCUAUCCAAAAGAAAUAAAAGAUGGAAAUUCGACGACAAUUCAACCACCAGAAUUUGACUGGAAUUCUAUACAAGUUGGGGCAAUUCUCAGCAUGUUUGCUUACGGAGGACUAGUGUCAUUUUUGGGCAGUUACUUCGUGAGCCGAAUAGGAGGAGCAACAUUCUGUGCUUUAACCAUGAUGACGUCAGGGAUCAUGACCAUAUUCCAUCCGAUCCUCUUGCAGUACAGUUUUUACUUAUUUUUGAUGUGUCGAUUCGUGGUUGGAAUCUCCGAAAGCUUAUUGAAUAUAAGCAUCACUGAAGUAUCUUCACAAUGGACCCCGAAAAACGAAAGAUCGAAACUCACAGCAAUUUCUGGAGCAGGAAUUAACGUUGGUAUGACCAUUGUACACGGAGUUUGUGCUUUUGUGGCUCAUAACUGGGGCUGGCAAAUGAUAUUUUACGUCACAGGGAGUAUAUCGUUUAUUACGUCAUCAGUUUGUUUCAUUUUCGUAAAAAAUCGACCUUCGGAUGAUAAAUGGAUAUCCAAAGAAGAGCUUAUGUACAUACAAGAGAGAACUGCAACUUCCCCCAAAAAACAGGUGAGGCAUCCUUACUGUAGAAUUAUAUCAUCGCCGGUAAUUUGGGCACUACUAGUGAACAAAUUUGCUAUGAUAGCAGGAAUGACUUUCAUAGGUACCUUUCUCCCGAUGUAUGUCAAAGACGUAACUAAAAAGGAUAUCAAAGAAGUAGGAAUAAUUUCUUCGAUACCAAACACUGUCAACAUUUUUAUGCUUCCAAUUUGCGGAAUAUUAUUGGAUUAUGGUAAAAGCAUUAGCAUUUCAGAGACUCUGAUACACAAAAUCUUGAUCGGAGGUUCGUUCAUCUUUACUGGUAUUUUAUUCGCAAGCGCAGCAAUGAUUUCCAAUUUCACGGUAUCGAUUGUAUCUUUUAUAUUGAUUCAGACAUUCCAAUUUAUCGUAGCUAUGGUAUCACAGGUAAUCCUUAUCAGCAUCGCACCAAAUAGCAGUAGUAUUAUAGCAGGACUUACGACCCUUGUAACUGCACUAAGCUCCAUAGGAACACGGAAUACGAUAGCUUCAAUGACCACCGAUCACACUUUGGAAGAAUGGAAUCACUGUAUACUUCUAACGAGUGGUAUUUCACUGUUGGGUGGUGUAUUUUUCAUAUUGUGGGGGUCCAGCGAAACUCAGCCGUGGUCAGUUACACCGAGCUAUAGUCAAGACGAUCAGAAAACCCAUCAGACAAACACAAAAGUGACAAAAUAG
Messenger RNA from Planococcus citri (citrus mealybug), 1547 nucleotides. Its product is annotated as sialin-like. The record is from RefSeq and is a predicted model, not a curated record. Gene Ontology annotation, biological process: monoatomic anion transport; transmembrane transport. Bases 90 to 1547 code for a protein of 485 amino acids. The transcript has 10 exons. Gene Ontology annotation, cellular component: membrane. NCBI's taxonomy places the organism in Eukaryota, Metazoa, Arthropoda, Insecta, Hemiptera, Pseudococcidae. Gene Ontology annotation, molecular function: transmembrane transporter activity.